CUUCCUCCAUGAGGGUGGAGUCUUCAUCACAGCAGACUCUCACUGCCACAGCUGCAUCUUCCUCUUAUUGAGAUGGACUGCUGCGUGCCGUUACUUCUGGCCCUGCUACUGGCUGGAAAUGGGUGGUGUCAACAGGAAGAAGUCUGCUCCAAAUCGGUGAUCAACUCGUGUGGUGACUGCAUCAGAUCCGGGCCACACUGUGUGUGGUGUCAGCAGCUGAAUUUCACCAAAGUGGGAGCACAGGAAGCCGUACGCUGCGACACUCGUGCUCAGCUGAUAGCCAGAGGCUGCCCGGUGGAGGAGAUCAUCGCCCCGGAGAACCUCGUGGACAUCGUGGAGGCGCGUCCCCUGAACGCCGUGUUUGAAGGCCGCGAGCUGGUGCAGAUGAGUCCGCAGAGGAUCAACCUGAAGAUGCGUCCUGGUCUUCCCUCGAGCUUCAACGUCUCCUUCAAGAGAGCUGAGGGCUACCCGGUGGACCUCUACUACCUGAUGGACCUGUCCUACUCCAUGAAGGACGACUUGGCUCAAGUCAAAGGGCUGGGCAGAGAUCUGUUUAGGGCACUCAAUAAAAUCACUCAACACGGUCAAAUCGGGUUUGGAGCCUUUGUUGAUAAAACUGUCCUUCCCUACACAAACACCAAUAAGGAGAAGCUGGAGAAGCCCUGUGAUCAGAAGGACCAGCAGUGUCAGCCGGCUUUCGGAUACACACACGUGCUCAGUAUGACCAAAAGUGCAGAUGAGUUUGGAAAAAAGGUGUCUGAGCAGUUCAUCUCCGGGAACCUGGACUCUCCGGAGGGCAGCCUGGACGCCAUGAUGCAGGCCGCUGUGUGCGGGGAAAAAAUUGGCUGGAGGAACAGCAGUACCCGACUGAUCGUGCUCACCACCGAUGCUGGAUUCCACAUGGCCGGUGAUGGAAAACUGGCUGGCAUCCUGGAGCCCAAUGACAAGCAAUGCCACAUGGCUCGCAACAUUUAUACCAAGAGCAGUGAGAUGGACUACCCAUCCGUCGGACAGCUGGCUACUGUUCUGGAGAAAAACAACAUUCAGCUGAUAUUUGCAGUUACCAAAAAUGUUGAGGCAGUGUACAAGGAACUGUCUAAAAUGAUCCCAAAAUCAGAGGUGGGAACCCUGCAGUCAGACUCCAGCAAUGUUGUGGCGCUGAUAGAAAAUGCCUACAAUAGGCUGUCCUCCAAAGUCACUUUGAGUCACGACAAUCUUCCUGACGAUGUGAGAGUCGUCUACACUCCGAUGUGUACAAAUUCAGGACCACCCGGGGAGAAUGAAGGGGUCUGUGACAACGUGGGUGUGCAGGAACAGAUUUCCUUCAAAAUCACUGUGACAGCCAGCUCAUGUAUGACAGACAAGUCCUUCACCAUCAGACCCCAGGGCAUCAGGGACACGCUGACGGUGAUGCUGUCCACCACCUGUGACUGUCAAUGUGAGAACCCAAGUGAAGAAUUUCACAGCCACUGUAACUACAACGGAAGCACCGACUGUGGAAUCUGCAGAUGCAGAGAAGGUUUCCUGGGGCAGUUCUGCGAGUGCUCUGCUGGUGUGAAAGACGAGCAGUCACUGCAACAGACCUGUCGGAGAGACAAUGGCACAGUGUGUGAGGGUCGAGGAGACUGUGUGUGCGGCAGGUGUCAGUGCCACACCACCGAGAGCGGGACCAGCUACCAUGGGGAAUUCUGCGAGUGUGACGACGACCACUGUGAGAAGUUCCAGAACAAACAGUGCGGAGGAAACGGGAAAUGCAACUGUGGGAAGUGUGAGUGCAGCGACGGCUUCGAGGGCUCUGCCUGUCAGUGCAAGACCUCUCAGGACGGCUGUCGUACUGCCUCGAACACUGUGUGCUUCGGCAGAGGAGACUGCGAGUGCAACCGCUGUAAAUGCCACGGAGGCUACCAGCCUCCAAACUGCCUGACGUGCCUGGGCUGCCCUGACCAAUGCCAGGCCAAGCUGAACUGCAUUGAAUGCCAGGGCUUUGACUCGGGCCCCUUUAAGAAGAACUGCAGUGAGGCCUGCAGCGCAAGCAUUAGGUCCAAUCUGGUACAGAAGUUCUCCUUAUCGGGUAAAGAGUGCCAUCGGAAGGACAGUGAGGGAUGCUGGAUCACAUUCAAGCUGGACCAGUUGCCCGGAAAGGAUAACUACUAUGCGGAAAUAUAUGACAUGAGAGACUGUCCGAAGCCGCCGAGUGUCCCUGCCAUCAUCGGAGGCUCUGUCGCUCUGGUCGCUCUCAUCGGCGUCGCGAUGCUGCUCCUCAUCAAGCUGCUCAUCUACAUGAACGACCUGAAAGAGUUCAAGAAGUUUGAGAAUGAGAAGAAGAAGUCCAAGUGGGCAGAGGCGGAUAACCCACUGUUCCAGAAUGCAACCACCACUGUGGCAAACCCCACUUUCACUGGAGAAUGACAGCUGCGCGUGCACACACACACACACACACACACACACACACACACACACACACACACACACACACACACACACACACACACACAAACACACACACACACACACACACACACACACACACACACGUAUUUACCGGUUUUUGCUUUUAUUCUCAGUGCAGUUGAAUUUACUUUGUGUUUUCCAACAGCGCUCGACUAUUGGCAAUUUGUUUCUGUCACUUAUUCAUAAUUUUAAUCAGCUUUUAACAGCAGAACAGACCUCAUUAUGUGUGGUUUGGUUUCAACAUCCCAUAAUGUACAUACCUGCGUAUCUGUUGGUGUUCAGUAAGUAUGCAGACUGUUUUUAAGAGACUUCUGAAGAUGACCUGUAUGAAUUUGUACAUUAAGAUACGAAAUAUUGUGUGUGGGAAGCUCCAUUCACACGCCAUCACAGGACAGUGUCGGUCGGGACCCGGACACUUCCAGGUUCACCCGGCGCUCAGGUGGGCCUGCAGCCGGGGAGCCAGGACACGCCGGUCCACGAAGCUCCUCGUCACACACAACUCCAACUCCAGAGUGACGGAGAACACGUCGGUCCACUGUCGCUUUCCACUAGAACCUGUUGAUAUAUUUCAGUUAUAUAUUUAAUAAACAGAUUAAACUGUACUUUA
Messenger RNA from Salarias fasciatus (jewelled blenny), 3058 nucleotides. RefSeq names its product integrin, beta 2 (gene itgb2). The record is from RefSeq and is a predicted model, not a curated record. The coding region runs from base 73 to 2409 and encodes 778 amino acids. Gene Ontology annotation, cellular component: integrin complex; cell surface; focal adhesion. The transcript is spliced from 17 exons. Lineage: Eukaryota; Metazoa; Chordata; Actinopteri; Blenniiformes; Blenniidae. Gene Ontology annotation, biological process: cell-matrix adhesion; leukocyte cell-cell adhesion; cell adhesion mediated by integrin. Gene Ontology annotation, molecular function: protein kinase binding; integrin binding; amyloid-beta binding.